This is a messenger RNA of Colletes gigas, 3513 nucleotides long. It is a transcript of the gene Pur-alpha, whose product is annotated as transcriptional activator protein Pur-beta. Bases 1115 to 2290 code for a protein of 391 amino acids. The record is from RefSeq and is a predicted model, not a curated record. Gene Ontology annotation, molecular function: RNA polymerase II transcription regulatory region sequence-specific DNA binding; DNA-binding transcription factor activity, RNA polymerase II-specific; purine-rich negative regulatory element binding. Lineage: Eukaryota; Metazoa; Arthropoda; Insecta; Hymenoptera; Colletidae. The transcript is spliced from 8 exons. Gene Ontology annotation, cellular component: nucleus. Gene Ontology annotation, biological process: regulation of transcription by RNA polymerase II.
AAAUUUCCGGAGAAAGAUAUCAAUGUGGAGGACUGGCAACGAAGGGUGCUAUUUAGAUCUGUAUAUCUGUACGCCAAAUCAUAGAUCCGUUUUCAGAAUCUAGUCUCAAAACUCGUCUUCGUAUACACUUCCCCCUCUGACUGCGGUAAAAUGCACCUCCAGCGGAAAAGCUACAUCACGAGCCUAUUCUCGGUUCGCAUGGCGCGCGAGACGCGUCGCAUCAAUUUCGGUGCGUUAGAAACGGAUUCAUCGAAAAAUGGAAGACGGGAGAAGAGACACAAGUAGCAGCAGUAGCGGCAGGACGAGGAAAAGGAGUAGGGAACCGUACUAGCGCAGUCAGCUGGUCGUGACGUCACGCGAUCAUGUCGUGGAGCUGGGUCGCGUGGUGGGAGGUGCAACGGUGUCACGUGGUCAGGCUGUGAAGUCACGUGGCGCGCGUGGUUCGCGGACGCAGAAGCCGGUGCUAGGCGGUCGCUGAUUGGCCAGGACGAUUUCACCACCAUGAUGUACGCAUUCCAUCGGCAUGACGGCGGGCUCCAUGAAUGACCGGCACGUCAUUCGUGUAGGAUUUCGCGUCCGACGACACGUCGUCGUCGCUCGGUGUCGUUCCUGUGUCCAGUUUCUCGUCGGACAAUAUGUUCCGUAUGGUCGCGCGUCGUGCUGUGCGCCGAGAAAUGGAAAGAACCGCGACCGCAACGUGCGCGACCAGCCAACGAAACGCGAUGUGUCAUCUCGAGAUGACUGUGCUGUUGCGCUGACGGUUUUUUCACCCAGUUCUCGUGACACAUCAUCGCGGCGAUUUCUCUCUACACCUUUUUUCUUCUCUUGUUCUCCCCCGACUCUGUGAAAGUUUCGAGUGGAUCGCAUCCGCGGUGUAUUCUCGUUCGUCGCUUGGAAAUCCUGCUUUAAUCUGUCAGCGUUUAUAGUGCCCUUGCCCUCGCAAGUACAUUGAACUUGCAAUUUACCAAGUGCCUUCAUGAGAACCGUUUUAAGUGAUGUUUCGUCGGUUUCGAGCAGCCCUGCGAGAAAUUUAUAAGUAAUACCAGACCACGGAUAGAACUUCUGUCGAAGUGGGCAACGAUAAUAUAGUGGAUUUUAUUAAAUAAGUGACACAAUGGGUGAAAUUAUAGAAAUAUCGCAAAGUGAUACUCAACCAGAUGCUGUGAAUGGCUGGGGCGAUACUAUGGGCAAAAUACAGUACUGGUGUCCUGAAGGUCAGCAGAGUCAGCAGGGCGAGCAGGAGUUGGCGACGAAGAUGCUUCAAAUUCAGAGUAAAAGAUUCUAUCUCGAUGUAAAGCAGAACAGACGUGGGAGGUUUAUCAAAGUAGCCGAGAUUGGUGUAGACGGAAGGAGAAGCCAAAUCUACCUGGCGCUCAGCACAGCGUCCGAGUUUCGGAACUACCUUUCGACGUUUAGCGACUUUUAUGCAUCCUUAGGUCCACCGAGCUCGGAGAACGUACCAAACGAUGGGAAACUGAAGUCAGAAGUGAUGACGAAGGAUAACAGGCGGUAUUACUUGGACCUCAAGGAAAAUACGCGCGGCCGUUUCCUGCGGGUGAGUCACCCUGUGUCGCAGACGAUCACACGAGGGGGUCCCAGGACGCAGAUCGCGAUACCGGCGCAGGGUAUGAUCGAGUUCCGUGACGCGUUGACGGACCUUCUCGAGGAAUACGGCACGGACGACGGCUACAAGGGUGACUUGCCAGAGGGACGGUACAUGCGCGUGGAUAGCAAGAAUUUCUAUUUUGAUAUCGGCCAGAAUAACCGUGGUAUCUACAUGAGAAUUUCCGAGGUGAAGACGCACUUUAGAACAGCAAUCACUGUACCAGAGAAAUCCUGGGCGCGUUUCCGUGAUAUAUUUGCAGAUUACUGCGAAAGUAUGAGGGAAAGGGGUGCCGGAACCAACGUUGGUAUGAACAGCGGCGGCGGAGGAAAUGUCUUGCCCGAGGGGAGGGGCUCGGUGGUGGCACAGGUAACGCAGAAGCCGCCGGGUGGUGUUAAGAACAAAACGGAAAAACGGCAGGCCGAUCAGCGGCAACGCGAGUCCCUGAAAAGACGCAAAUCCUUGCCACGCCAGACAGAACAAUCAACCUCUGUCAAUCCUGAAAAGUCGAUCACUCCUCCUGAUUCCCAAGUCCCGAUGUCCAGCGAUGUCCCGAUAUCUUCUGGCUCCGUUGUAACGAUGUCGAGCGCAAGCAAAAGUACGGCAUCCGAGGAAAACGUUUCGAACGGUUCGACGGCAUCGCAGGAGAUCCAAGGAUUGCCGCGCUUAGAUACUGCGCAAGCUUAAUACCGCGCAGGUUCACCUUCUUUGGCGCCACCUGUGCCUAUAUCCGUUCGCAAACGGAACCAUCGUUCAAUUUGUUCUGUUGCGUUUCGCAACGUCGUGUAGCGAAUACUUCGUGCAUAGUUUAGUUUCUCCGUCGACGCGGGUAAUUCGAGUUAGUGUUGUUGAAACGGUCGUCGAGUCUCGAGUUCCCUUUUUGAAGCUUCAUAGAUAUGGCGAGAAGAGUAUUUAAGUAGUAGGAGAAGGAGCAGCGUGUGUGGCCCCGCGGAUCACGAAUUCGACAGCCCUAAUUCACAUAGUGAGUAAGAAUAAUUAAUAAGAUCUAUCUGCAUAAAGUGUUAUUAGCUAUCCCGAAUAACAAUGUAUGGUUUAAGUCGUGAAGGCUCGAACCUCGAACCUCGAACUUCGUGUAAGUACCUAUAAGCCUCGAAGUCUCGGUAUUUAAGAUUGAGCUUCGACAACUUCGAAUACGUAUACGUUUCACAUCACUAAUUCGAGACCUGUACAGGUGUAGUUGCUUGUUAAUUUGUCGAAACGUUUAGAUUAGUUUCGUACGAACGCGGAUUUUGAGUUGCCGAGACAAAUGAUACGCGUGCGCGCGCGUUCAAAGGAUUCUACUUCUCAUGGACGGUUAAAGAUUAACGGUAAUAUUCAAAUUUCAAACACAUAACUUAACGAUACAAACGUUUUCAACGCGACGUUGAUUAACGAUGAAUUUAAUAUCCGAGAAUUUAAACACUUUUUUCAAACGAAAUGUUAGGUAUCGAACAAUUAUAAUUACCUUCGUGGAUUUAAGACUUUUGAAAAAUUCAAACUAUAGCUCUUUCGUACGAUUCUCAUUCGAUGUACUAUUCAUUUCAUAACUUGGAAACGAAGGAACCGUAAAUUUUGUCAGAGCAGAGGAAAGAAGUCUCGAAUCAUUUGACCGCGAAGUUUCUGUUUGUUUUUUUUUUCUCGUUCUAAUAAAAAUGGAUCGGUGUUGUUAGAUUAACGUUGCUUGUUUUUGCGUGAGAUAUAGAGAUAAGUUUUGUGAUAAAAAUACCUGAUUAAUAAUUGGAUUCGACCCGAGAUACUCGUAGCACCAAGUAAAAAACAAUUAAGUAGGGAUAAACACGAAACGAGAACACCUAUUGUACACGAGUAAUGACUUAAUUUAGUUAUUACAUUAUGUUCAGAGCGAUUAAAUUUAUAUUAUGCAGCCAAAUAAUAAUUUAAUAAAGAUACUU